Messenger RNA from Rhinichthys klamathensis goyatoka, 3298 nucleotides. RefSeq names its product VPS37C subunit of ESCRT-I (gene vps37c). Bases 536 to 1510 code for a protein of 324 amino acids. Gene Ontology annotation, cellular component: ESCRT I complex. The record is from RefSeq and is a predicted model, not a curated record. The transcript has 5 exons. Lineage: Eukaryota; Metazoa; Chordata; Actinopteri; Cypriniformes; Leuciscidae. Gene Ontology annotation, biological process: ubiquitin-dependent protein catabolic process via the multivesicular body sorting pathway; protein targeting to membrane; protein targeting to vacuole.
GACAAAAUCGACAAUGGUCUCAUCCAAAGAUGGCCGCGAUAUCUGUCAACGAGAAGUGAAACUUUCCCUUAUGAAUAGGAAUAUACACCGUGAAUUAACCUUUAUUUGCACUGUUUUGCUCGAAAUGACAUCGAUGCUGUUUUACCGGAGACAUAUUAUUAUGUCUUUCUGAGUUGUUAUUUCGUCCGACGCCGUUUUGUAUUGAAUAACAACCGCCUUGCCCAACAGCUCUCUUUUUAUUGAGCUAGCCGUCCAGCUAACCGCGGGGAGAUUCCAGUCUCCAGGAAUAAUUUCGCGAAAAUAUUACUACUCUGCUGCGUUAAAUAACGCGUGACACCUCGUGUCGAUACUGCCUCGGGCGUGUUUCUCCCAGAUAGCGGGUUUUAACGCUGAAGACGCUCGCGAGGUAGUUGUCAGUCUCAACGCUUCCGUCUACAUCUUGACGUCACUCGCUUCCAAUUAAGUUUGAUGUUUUUCCAUGAGCACCCUGCGGAGAGGACUUUGAUUUGCUUGUACCUUCUGUCCUAGCAAAUCAAUGGAGAAGCUUCAAGACCUCAGCCAGUCCGAGUUGCAGAAUUUGCUGGACAACUCGGAGCGGGUGGAGUCCAUGGCACUGGAGUCUGAUGAGAUUCAGAACAUUCAGCUGGAAAGGGAAAUGGCUCUGGCUGCCAACCGCAGUCUGGCCGAGCAAAACCUGGACAUGAAGCCCCGUCUCGAAAAUGAGAGAGGGCGACUGGUGGAGAAAUACACUGAACUGGAGGAAGUGAGGGAGAAAUACAAACAGCACUGUGUCCUGAGAGACAGUAUCAUGGGGCAGGUGUCUCCGGAGGGGCUGUUGUCUCGUCUGCAGACAGAGGGCGCCAACACAGAGUCAGAAUCAGAGGUUCUAGCAGAUGAGUUUCUGGAAGGUUCGAUAUCACUGGACUCCUUCCUCGAACGCUUCCUUUCCCUCCGCUCUCUCGCUCACACAAGACGAGUGCGCAUUGAAAAGCUGCAAGAGAUUCUCUGCCAAAAAAGCAAAGGGAAAGGAGAUGCUACAAUGACAUCACAACCCUGUGCCAAUCAGGAUGCUGGAUCAUCAUCGCCGUGGCAACCACAGCAGCCUCAGCAGCAGCAGAGCUCCAAAAUCAAUGCACCCUCCAAUGCCUCCAGUUCUGCCCUCCCCUACUCCCCCUACCCCGUUGCUCCCCCCUCAGCCUCCACAGCGGGCACCGCUAACCCUAGCACAGCGUUUCAGCCGUACCCCAGCCAGGGUGCUCCCUUCCCACCAUCGACAGGCUACUCCGCUCCCAGGCCUGCAUUUGGUCCUCCCGCUUGCCCAUACCCCACCCAAACCCCAUUUCCUGCCCCACCGUUUGGGCAGUUUGGUCCAACGCCCGCCACGUACCCCACUCCAUACCCGUAUGGAGGGUACAGCUACCCCACAGGCCCCCAUGCGCCAUCAACCCAAUCACCCACAGCUAGACCGCUUUAUAGGCCAGGUUUUGGGGUACCACAGCCAUACUCCUGAGCCACUCUGUGUGUGUCUGUCUUUCUCUUUUUCUCAUCAUCCUCCCUCUCGUCUCUGUCCCUCCUUUCUCCUCCUGCUCUGCCUUUUCCCAACCCUCUCAGAUUUGUGGUUUGAGUACCCAUGUCACAUCCUCUUCCUGUCUGAGGCUUAUAAAGACACUUGAGAUUGAGCGUGUGCUUGUUUCCCCCAUGAAACUUCAGUCAGAGACUCUUAAACGGCUCAGUUUCUGUCCAUUUUGAAGCAUGUUUUCAAAUCGGUUUGCAAAAAUCUCUGAAACAUUGAUUAUGUUCAAUGACGAGAUGCUUGUUUUUGUCUUCUGACGACAUUGUGUUACAGCUCAGCCUUAUUUGGGAAUUCUUUCCAAGCAUUUUGUCAACAUUCCACUGAGAAAAACACGCCACACUACAUGGGAGCGUUACUUUAGCCGUAGUCUUAUUCUCUUGUCUAUAUCAAUACUUGUUGACAGCGUCAAUCCAGAAAGCACAGCACCAUUUUACAUUCUAUCACAGAUGAAAACUCCUUAAUAAAGCCGAGCUUAUUCUUUAUCAUGAAUAAAGUGACAACUUCCAUGUGUACUGAUUUGAAAUCCAUAUCAAUGGGUGCAAUACGCCCUGUUACGAGUGCUUAGUGUAUUAAUGCACCAAUCAAUCACUCCCAACCCUCUCGAUACCUCUUUUGCUCCUUCUUUUUUCUUUUACACCCUUCCACUCCAUUUAUUUGAAAUACCGCUCGACACUGAUCGGAAGGAAUAGUCUCUAGUGAGGACAGUGUACUCAACGAAUUACACUAAUAUUAAAAGGAAAGCGGAGAACAAGGGAUAUUAAUAUAGACAUAUCUAUCUGCUAUAGCACAGGAUUUGGGGGGGGCAGGUGAAGCAUAUCAUAGCACAGAGCACAUGCAAAGAAAAUAGGCGCUACAUAACAUGCUUACGUUAGUAAAUAUAGCAUUCAGCACCUACCGUUAAGGUAAAGAAAACCUUUUGUGGUAAAACUAUGCAGACGAAUGCGAGACUGCAUAUAUUACACUUUAAAUUUAGACACAUUUGAGGCAUUUGAUGGUCUUGCACAGCCAGCCACCCUGUCUGUUUCUCAGAGGCAUAUUGCCAUCAGAAUCGCAACGUGAUUCGGACUGGAUUCGAAUCAAGAGUGUUUACUCUAAUUUUGUGGUUUGAUUUGAGCCCAUCUUCAGAUUCUUCCUCAUAAACACCUCACUUGCCUCCAAAUACAAAAGUGUAGGCCUACCCAACAAAACGGCCCGUGCGUGUCAUUAUGAGGUGUUAUUUAGUUCUGUAAAAGCUCCCUCCUAACUGAGGUCCUUGUUGGCCAGCUGGAGGACCAUGUGAAUCACACUAACACUCCACACUUACAGCCCCAAACUCUUUGGCAACAGAUGCUGGGAGCGGGGCCUUCGACCGGUCCACUUUAGAAUAGGCGUGCUGGGUCACUCUUUAUUUUUGUACUUUAAAGCAAUUCAAAACCAGAGGCAUCCUCAAUCAAGCCUCGGGUGGCUUUAUCUAAUUCAUGAACUCAGUAAUUAAGACUCAGGUUUGUAGCAAAACCCCCACGUUUAGGUUCCCUCCCCAGCACCUGGAGCGAGGGAGAGGGGUGAUACGACACGAGGAUAAGGGGGAAAAAAUGGGAUGAAAAUUUUAUUAGCACAUUGAUUUGCAGCGUUAGAGGAAAGAGAUUCUAUUGCAUUGGUUGUAAUGACUGUAGCCUGUUAAAAGUGUAUUUUUAUUUUUAUUGUCCUUUUUUCGGGUGUGAAUAUUAAACUCUGAAGGUGAUCUGA